Messenger RNA from Paramuricea clavata, 177 nucleotides. The record is from the annotation of a GenBank genome assembly. NCBI's taxonomy places the organism in Eukaryota, Metazoa, Cnidaria, Anthozoa, Malacalcyonacea, Plexauridae.
AUGGCGCAUUUCAUAGAUAAUCUUAGACAGUUCUUUGAAGAGUUUUUAAGAUGUAUUGGGGAAGCAAUUGCGGGGAUGAGUUCAGAAUACGAACCAAAUCGUGUGGACAGCCUGUUAUACAGGCUAUCGGAAUUUGAAACCACACUUGGAUUAAUUUCAAGUCGUGUUGGAGAAUAG